UAAUACUGUCCAUGAGUCCACGAGCGGAAGCGCGAUCAAAGAUGGAGAUCUCGGUCCCCCCGACCCUCUAAAAGCGGUACGAUAGAAACUUGCGCUGUUGAACAACGACACGCGGACCCGAAGGGCAUCAAGGUACGCGCACGUUGCUCGGCCAGCACGCGGCCAACUGGUGCACCAGGAUGGAGCUCCGCGUCGGCAGCAGGUACCGACUCGGACGUAAAAUCGGGAGCGGCUCCUUCGGCGACAUUUAUCUAGGCACAAACAUCUCGACAGGCGAAGAAGUCGCCAUCAAGUUGGAAUGCAUAAAAACACGACAUCCACAGUUACACAUAGAAUCAAGAUUCUACAAGAUGAUGCAGGGCGGUGUUGGAAUUCCUGCUAUAAAAUGGUGCGGUUCGGAAGGUGAUUAUAAUGUUAUGGUGAUGGAACUGUUGGGACCAUCGCUUGAAGAUCUAUUCAACUUUUGCUCUAGGCGGUUUACAUUAAAAACUGUCUUGUUACUUGCUGAUCAAAUGAUAAGCAGAAUUGACUUCAUUCAUAGCCGUCACUUUAUUCACCGCGAUAUUAAACCUGAUAACUUUCUAAUGGGAUUAGGAAAAAAGGGUAAUCUCGUAUAUAUUAUAGACUUUGGACUUGCGAAAAAAUAUCGCGAUAGUCGUACUCACAGGCAUAUACCCUACCGAGAAAACAAGAAUCUUACUGGGACAGCUCGGUAUGCAAGUAUAAAUACACAUAUGGGAAUUGAACAAUCACGGAGAGAUGAUCUCGAAUCACUAGGUUACGUGUUUAUGUAUUUUAACACUGGUAGUUUACCUUGGCAAGGAUUAAAAUCAGCUACCAAGAGACAAAAGUACGAGCGGAUAUCGGAAAAAAAAAUGUCUACGUCCAUUGACGAACUUUGUAAAGGAUUUCCUGUCGAGUUUGCUAAGUACCUGAGGUACUGCCGACAGAUAAGAUUCGAAGAGAGACCAGACUAUUCAUAUCUCCGGCAGCUAUUUCGCUCGCUUUUUCACCACGAAACUUUCACCUAUGAUUAUGUUUUUGAUUGGAAUAUGCUCAAGUUCGGUAAUGUAAGGCAGCAAGCGUUGCCAGCAGCGCAGCAAGCACCUACACAUUCUCAACCUGUUAACGUUCCGCUAUCAUCUGGAACAAAUAACGAACAAGAGCACCCCUCUAGAAUUUACACGCGUCAAUGUCUUGCAAAUGCAUCAGGUACUGGAGGCGGACCAACGGUAAGCACUUCGGGACGUCGUCAGAAGCACGAGACGGAGCAAGAGGAGCAAGAUAAAAGCGAUCUUCAAGCGGGCGGUACUGAUGGUCAUGAAAAGCGGCGAGUCAGCAUAAGAUUACAUCGUAACACAGCAUCAGCUGCUGCUGAGAUGCAGCCAAAACCCAAGUAAACUGCAACAAUUGUAGUAAAAAAAAAAAGGAAAUCGCGUUGAAUUCAUACAGUGGGACUAAAAAAAUCUUUUGACAUUGAAUGCUGCGAAGUGAAAAGCUGCGAAAUAAAACUUCUAUGCCAUGGUAUAGAGAAGACUCUUAUCCGUGAAAAGAUUUUUAAAAAACAAAUUAAUUUAUCAGAAUAUAAAACAACGAGAGAAUUGAUUUUAUAUAUUAAAUAUUUAAAUAUAAUUAUGUACAAGAUAUUUCGGUUAAUUUUUUAUAUUAAUAAUGAAUCAAGCUAUUUAUUAUUAAUAAGAAAAUAAUUAUGAAAUUCACUGAUCAAUCUCUCAGUUGUUUAUACUCCUGACGUAAUUAGCAUAAGGGUUGAUAUAGUGGUUGGUUAAAACAGACUUAUGAUUAAAAAAAAUUUUGUAAAGCAUUAGCUAUUUAAAUUUAUAUAUAAAAAAAAAAAAAAAAAAAAAAAAAACAUUGAUACGAGUCUCAGUCUUUUUAAAAAAUUAGUACUUGUGUUAUUGUCAAGUAUUAAUGAGCAGUAACUCGCCUAAUGUUGCUGUUUGUGUAUGAUUUGUUUUGGAAGCGCCAAUGUGACGGCAAUGGCUCCACUAACCCAAGUGGCCAAGCAGGCAAACGUUCAAUACAACAAGUAAAUCAACGACAAAAAAAAAAU
This is a messenger RNA of Microplitis demolitor, 2071 nucleotides long. RefSeq names its product casein kinase I (gene dco). The record is from RefSeq and is a predicted model, not a curated record. Lineage: Eukaryota; Metazoa; Arthropoda; Insecta; Hymenoptera; Braconidae. Gene Ontology annotation, molecular function: ATP binding; protein serine/threonine kinase activity. The transcript has 9 exons. Gene Ontology annotation, cellular component: nucleus; cytoplasm. Gene Ontology annotation, biological process: signal transduction; endocytosis; peptidyl-serine phosphorylation. Bases 180 to 1400 code for a protein of 406 amino acids.